CAUUCUUUUGGGUUUUGGGAAGGGUUUGUCUAAGGACGAAAAGGCUCAAAAACUAGCUCUCCGACAUUGGCUUGAAGCUAUUGAUCCACGACACCGUUAUGGACACAAUUUACACUUCUAUUACGACGUGUGGUCAGCAAGCAAGAGCACUCAACCUUUCUUCUACUUGUUGGAUAUUGGAGAUGGCAAAUAACUGAAUCUCAACAGGUGUCGAAGAACAUAUCUACAAGGACAAUGCAUCAAAUAUCUUGGACCAAAAGGGAAGCAUUUGAAGACACCGUGGAAAGUGGAAAGCUUGUUUACAAGCAAUCUGGGACACUUAUUAACACCAUUGAGGAUUCCAAGUGGAUUUUUGUGCUUAGCACAACAAGAUCCUUGUAUGUUGGGAAAAAGAAGAAAGGGGAUAUUCAGCACUCGAGUUUCCUUUCGGGAGGGGCUACAACAGCUGCUGGACGAUCGGUGGCUUCUCAUGGAGUUCUUGAGGCUAUUUGGCCUUACAGCGGUCAUUAUCUCCCAACCGAAGACAGUUUCAAAGAAUUCAUUAUUUUCCUUGAAGAACACAAGGUGGAUCUGACCAAUGUUAAGAGAUGUGCUGUAGAUGUGGACCACACCUCGAAUAAAGCUGCUGGUGAUGAGUCUGAGAAUGGAGUGAUCGAAGAUCCAGAGGAAACAGAAAAAUCAACAGAUUCAAAGCAUGUGGAGGUUGAUGAUGAGCCCGGAAAUUAUGCAUGCAACAGGGCUGAAAGUCUAGAAACCAGCAUGGACACCAGUGCCGCCAAUUCGGAGGCACAGACAUUUCACAUGGCCAAGCGUUUGUCUUGUAAGUGGACAAAUGGGAUUGGUCCUCGAAUUGGGUGUGUCCGAGAGUACCCAAAAGAAUUGCAAUCCCAGGCUCUGGAACAAGUUAACCUAUCUCCAAGGGUCACCCCUGGUCCCUUUGCAAACUCUGGUCCGAUACCUUCACCACGACCAAGCCACAAAAUUCGAGACUCGUCCAGGCAUGCUUACAUGGGACUCCCUAGCCCAAGGGCGUUUGUUUUGGCAUCAAAUGAUAAAGAAUUUAGCAAAACGACUAUCAAAACACUCUUUUGAGGUUAUAAAUAUAUCUUCUUUUGUAUUAA
Messenger RNA from Hibiscus syriacus, 1121 nucleotides. RefSeq names its product IQ domain-containing protein IQM1-like. Bases 235 to 1092 code for a protein of 285 amino acids. The record is from RefSeq and is a predicted model, not a curated record. The transcript has 6 exons. NCBI's taxonomy places the organism in Eukaryota, Viridiplantae, Streptophyta, Magnoliopsida, Malvales, Malvaceae.